CGCGGUGAUGUCUGACCGACGCUCUGCCGCUGUGCUCGGCUGUGAGUCCAGACAACCUCGGCUCCGGUUUGAGUGAGUGACCGGGUGAUGUCCGCCCAGCCUCCGCAGCAUCAGCCCGCGGAGGAUCCAGCAGCAGCAGCCCGCUAACCGCAGAGCCAGCCCGGCUAGCUGAUGCUGAUGACUGGCUGUUUUGCUGACAUUGAUUUCCAGGGAGGGAGGCACCAUGGCCGGUAAGGUGAAGUGGGUGACGGACAUAGAGAAAUCAGUGCUCAUCAACAACUUUGAGAAAAGAGAAUGGAUCCAAGUCACAGAAAACGACGAUUGGAAUUUCUACUGGAUGAGCAUCCAGACCAUCAGGAAUGUGUUCAGCGUGGACACAGGCUACCGCCUGUCAGAUGAACAGAUGGUUAACCACUUCCCCAACCACUAUGAGCUGACCAGGAAGGACCUGAUGAUCAAGAACAUCAAACGCUACCGGAAGGAGCUGGAGAAAGAAAGCAGCCCGCUGGCGGAGAAGGACGAGAAUGGAAAAUACAUUUAUCUAGAUUUUGUGCCCGUGACGUUCAUGCUCCCGGCCGAUUACAAUUUGUUUGUGGAGGAGUAUCGAAAGAAUCCGUCCAGCACCUGGAUCAUGAAGCCCUGCGGGAAGGCCCAGGGCAAAGGCAUCUUCCUCAUCAACAAACUGUCCCAGAUAAAGAAGUGGUCCAGAGACAGCCGCACCUCCACGUUUGUAGCAGCUUCUAGUGGUAAGGAAGCGUAUGUGAUCUCCCUGUACAUUGAUAAUCCUCUGCUGAUAGGAGGGAAAAAGUUUGACCUGCGUCUCUACGUCUUGGUGACGACAUAUCGACCUCUGAAAUGCUACAUGUACAAGCUGGGCUUCUGUCGGUUCUGCACAGUGAAGUACACGCCCAGUACGAGUGAACUAGACAACAUGUUUGUUCACCUCACUAAUGUGGCCAUCCAGAAACAUGGGGAUGACUACAACCACGUUCAUGGAGGCAAGUGGACGGUCAGUAACCUACGUCUGUACCUAGAGAGCACGAGAGGAAAGGAGGUGACGGGCAGACUCUUUGACCAGAUCCACUGGAUUGUGGUGCAGUCGCUGAAAGCUGUGGCUCCCGUGAUGAACAACGACAAACACUGUUUUGAAUGUUACGGCUAUGACAUCAUUAUCGAUGACAAGCUGAAGCCGUGGCUUAUUGAGGUCAAUGCCUCUCCCUCGCUCACCUCCAGCACAGCCAAUGACCGCAUCUUGAAGUACAACCUCAUCAACGACACCCUCAACAUCGUUACGCCCAACGGGGACAUCCCAGACUGCCGCUGGAACCGCAGCCCACCCCGGGAGGCCCUGGGCAACUACCAAGUCCUGUACGACGAGGAGCAGGCACAGAGCGAGAAUGCUGAGCGUGACCUGCGGAGCCGCUCAGGUCAGUCGCUGGGGUCAAAGGGCACCAAGGGGAGUGCAGGCAUUCGCCCCGCUGCCGCCACCUGGAAGUGAGGUGAUAUGAUUGACUCUUAAUGGCUUCCUGUACAAUAUUACAGGGUCCAACAGUGGGGCAUGGGGGAUACAAAAAAAAAAGGACCAUCCAGACUUUUUUUUUACUCCAAUUAUCCAACAGAGGACUGUUCUCUCUCCACAUUUGACUGACUGAGGCACACGGGGCAAUAACCCUACUGCUGGAGGGGAGAAAACCAACAAUGAGGUCAUGUUGCAUUUGGAGUUUAAAGAAAUGAAGACGGAUACGAUCACUGCCAUCUUGUGCCUAUGAUGUCAUCUGGAGCCAAUUGGAGUUCCUGGACAAAUUAACACUUGAACAAACAUCAGUGUGAGAAGAACUAUUUAAAAUCACUGAAACCAUCGUAGAGAAAAAAUAUAUUUGAAGUGUACUUCAGGUGUCCAUGUCCUAUCUACUAACAUGGAGGAGGCGAGGUUUAUGGCCUACACUGCAGCCAGCUACCAGGUGGCGAUCGAGACAUUUUGUCUUCACUUUUGUGGAGCUGUCAUGUCGUCAAUCCUUAUUUACAGUCUAUGAUUGAAACCUAUUCUGAUGUAUGCUUUUGUAUGAGUAGUACCUUGAAAAUUGUUUCCUCUUCUUUCCCCUCAUGAACAAGGAAAAUACAGUCACAUGUGUAUUGAUCUAUUAUUUCCUUCUAAAUUCCCCUGUAGCCGUCUGACCUGUGUCAGUCAUUGCUAGAAAGUGAGAUAUAAGCAUAAUGAUAUUCCUCUGUAUGACAUAGUCAUCAUUUCAAUUCAUUUUAAUUUUGGGUCUUGCUUUCAAUAAAAUAUCCAUAUUGGUGCUGCCUAGACAUGUUUUUACAUUCAAAUCAGGGGUAGGUAGAAGUAUUGACGCAUUUAAACCUAAUUGAUUUGCAAGAAUCAGUUAGACUGCAACUGAUGAAGAAAAAAUAGCACUUCAUAUGUACAGCUCUAGAUCUAAUAGUGUCUUACACAACACUGCAUUAAAUAAAUA
Molecule: messenger RNA, 2471 nt
Organism: Paralichthys olivaceus (Japanese flounder)
Lineage: Eukaryota; Metazoa; Chordata; Actinopteri; Pleuronectiformes; Paralichthyidae
Source: RefSeq, a predicted model, not a curated record